AUGUUGCGUGUCGAUGCAUCAGAGGUAGGUGUCGGAGCCGUCUUACUCCACGUUCAUGAUGGCAAAUUGUUACCAGUCGGAUAUGGAAGCAAGAAGCUCACCAGAGCUGAGCAAAAAUACUCGGCUGUUGAAAGAGAAUGUUUGGCUGUGGUUUGGGCAGUGAAAAAAUACCUAUGCUACUUGUAUGGUCGCGAGUUCACUAUCCAGACGGACCAUCAACCUUUACAGUAUCUAAGCAAGGUUAAGUUUAUCAACGAUCGUGUAAUGCGCUGGGCUUUAUACCUUCAAGGAUUUAGAAUGUGGAUCGAGACCAUUAAGGGACGAGAUAAUAAUGCCGCCGACUUUCUCAGUCGUUCGCUUGACGACGAUGCAGCUACCACCAGUAACAGAACUGUUUUACCUUGUGAAGCUGGCAGCAUCAUUCCUUUGGCAUGUGGAGGCAUUGUGGCAAAUGAUUAUGGUGAACUUCUCAGCCCUGGCUUUCCUAAUGACUACUGCAAUAACACAAACUGCAGCUGGUCUGCAUCAUUCAAUACCACAAAACAGGUGACUUUGACAUUUCAUGUAUUUAGCACAGCAGUUGGUGAUCAGUUUACAGUCCACAUUGAGGAUCCUCUUUAUGGAGAUGGUGUAGUUGACUUAUAUUCCAUCAGUGGUUUGUGUUUGUCUGAACGAGAGUGCCCUAACGGCAGUGAAAUAUCAUUUCUAGCUACAAGGACCUCACUAGAAUUUAUCACUGACCAAGCAGUCUCUUUAGAAGGCUUUAACAUUAGCUACAGAAUAAGUAACCUCAGUGGUUCUUGUCUUUCAUCUCCAUGUCAAAACUGGGGCAAGUGUGUUGAAUGGAACGAAGGCAGGGACUUCACGUGCGAGUGUUCUAGAGGAUUUACUGGUGCACGAUGUGAAGACUUGACUGGUACUAGGUUUCUGUUGUGUGGAGGACUCAUUCCUUACCCUAAUGGAUCGAUUCAGAGUGUAAGUUUUGACAGUAUGUAUCUUGACAAUUCUCACUGUCUUUGGCUACUUGCAAAUAAAGAGGAGAAGAUACACGAAUUUCGUUUUGAACUUGUACUGUUUGACACAGAAGAAAAUUAUGAUUUAUUUCAAGUCUACUUGUUACGGGAUGAUGGAGAAUGGAUACUCAAUUUUACUCAUUCUGGACGUUGCAUUGAUGGAAAUGUGAGCUGCUCAUGUCGUGAUCAAUAUUACUUUGUUGGCAGUCAUUUCUAUGUAACUUUCACAUCAAACGACAAUGUGACAGGAAAGGGAUUUAAUGUUUCAUACUACUCAGUAGAUGCAGUCACUGUUAGUAACAGAACUGUCUCAACUUGCGAAGAUGUACAUGGUGCUAGCAUCAUUCCCUCGUUAUGUGGAGGCAUUCUGACAAAUUAUGGUGAGCUUCUCAGCCCUGGCUUUCCUGAUGGGUACUUCAACAACACAAACUGCAGCUGGUCUGCAUCAUUCUCAUCUACUUAUCAGAUAACUGUAACAUUCAAUGUGUUUAAUACGGAGCUGACGGAUCUGUUCAAUAUUAGUGUUCGUGAUACACUUUUUGGAGCUCUUGAUGUUGAUUUGUAUAGCAUCAGUGGAACAUGUUUUUCAAGUCAUGUUUGCCCUCCUGGGGUUAGUAUAUCAUUUCUGGCAACUGAAGUGGCAAUUGAAUUUGUUGCUAGUCAAUUUGUGUCCAAAGCAGGAUUUAAUGUAACCUACACAAUUAGCAAACCAACUGGAAUUUGUCUGAAGAGUCCAUGUCGGAAUUGGGGUGCAUGUGUUGAGUCUGAUGGUGGAAAUAACUUCACAUGUUACUGUUCUCGAGGGUUUAAUGGCUCUCGAUGUCAAAAUUUCACAGGGGAGAAGCCUUUUUUCUGUGGAGGUCUCCUUCCUUACCCAUCAGGAACAUUUUAUAGUCCUGGCUUUCCGGUUUCAUAUUUUGGUGGUCUUAGGUGUUUGUGGCUGUUAGCAUCCUUUUCAAGAAGGGAGCAGCUUGUUCUGUUUAGCUUUGACAGCUUUAAAGUGGACACACAAAAUGACUCAUUUCAGGUGUUUCGUUUAAGGAACAACACUGAAUGGGAGAUCUUCUUGACAAGAAAUGUGCUGUGUGGUGAUGGAGAAACAGAAUGUUUAUGCAAUGACAGUACUACAUUUCUGGCACAUCGCUUCUAUGUUGUUUUUACUUCAGACAGUGAAGGUGAAGGAACUGGCUUUGAGAUUUCGUACAGCUCAUUAGGAAUGUCUACUGUUGCUACCACUUUCAAUGAAACAUUGCUUGGAAACAACACCUGUGAAGGUCCUCAUUUUAUUGCACCUGAGAAUGGGCAGGUUUUUGGUUACAAUAAUGACUUGCAAGUGACUGUUACCUAUAUGUGUGAUGAUGGCUAUAAUUUGACUGGGUCGGCAAGUCGGACAUGUAUGGUUAAUGGUAAAUGGACUGACAGUCUACCACAGUGUCAUCAACUACCAAAAAUAAUUGGUAUGUAGACAUGAUUUGGUGUGUGUGUGUGUGUGUG
Molecule: messenger RNA, 2507 nt
Organism: Corticium candelabrum
Lineage: Eukaryota; Metazoa; Porifera; Homoscleromorpha; Homosclerophorida; Plakinidae
Product: CUB and sushi domain-containing protein 1-like
Exons: 11
Coding region: 1-2478 (825 amino acids)
Molecular function (GO): serine-type endopeptidase activity
Source: RefSeq, a predicted model, not a curated record